AUGAUGUGUAGACCCGACACUCAGCACCGGGGCCCUGCCGCUCACGCAGAGAAUGAAGUUCCAGAGCAGGAGGAAGAAAUCCUGGGAUCAGAUGACGACGAACAAGAGGAUCCAAAUGAUUAUUGUAAAGGUGGUUAUCACCUCGUGAAAAUAGGAGAUCUGUUUAAUGGACGAUACCACGUGAUUCGGAAGCUUGGAUGGGGUCACUUCUCCACCGUGUGGCUGGCUUGGGACAUCCAAGGGAAGAGGUUUGUGGCAAUGAAGGUGGUGAAGAGUGCAGAGCACUACACAGAAACAGCACUGGAUGAAAUCAAGUUGCUAAAAUCGGUCCGCAACAGUGAUCCAAAUGAUCCGAGUAAAGAGAAGGUGGUUCAGUUGUUAGAUGACUUCAAGAUUUCGGGAGUUAAUGGUUCUCAUAUCUGUAUGGUGUUUGAAGUUCUAGGGCAUCAUCUCCUAAAGUGGAUCAUCAAGUCCAAUUAUCAGGGACUUCCCCUCCCUUGUGUCAAAAAGAUCAUCAAGCAGGUUCUUCAGGGUCUGGAUUACUUGCACACAAAAUGUCGAAUCAUUCACACGGACAUUAAACCCGAGAACAUUCUCCUGUGCGUUAACGACCAGUACAUCCGCAGACUGGCUGCAGAAGCCACAGAGUGGCAGAGAUCUGGGGCUCCCCCUCCAUCUGGCUCUGCAGUGAGCACAGCACCGCAGCCAAAACCAGCUGACAAAAUGUCAAAGAACAAGAAAAAGAAGUUGAAAAAGAAGCAGAAACGGCAGGCUGAGCUGUUAGAGAAGCGAAUGCAAGAGAUAGAGGAAAUGGAGAAGGAAGCAAGCCCUGGGCAGACACAGCCUGAAGAGGAAGAAGAAGCUCAGAGCCCUCUGGAAAUGCUCAUAAAAGUUAGUCCACCAGAGGAAGAUGUCAGGAGAAAGACAGCUGAAGUUGUCGUACAAGAGCCAUCUCUUCUCAUGGAAGGCGGCGUGGAAAAAUGCAUCGCGGAAAUAAACUGCAACGGAGUGAUACAAAUGACGGACUUCCCAGACUCCGGCAAUCAAGGGUCUGUGCGCCUCGAGGAUGACCUUCAUAACGCCAAUGACUGUGGCGAUUGCUCUCACACGCAGAAGGAGGAGAACUUCCACAGUUGUAAUUACGGGCAGCGUAACGGCGACUUGGAGAACGGGCCUCAAGAAGCGCUGUCGGACUCGUUCGUGCCCUUAGUUUCAGAAGAUUCCAUGGUGUGUCAGCCCACGUCCACCGAAGAGCGAUCGCUCGAGGAGCGGGAGAUAAACCAUUUACAGGAAAGCAUCCGGACGGAGCUGCCUUCAGAGGACGAGAACGAGAAUAAUAGCCCAUCGGACAACAAAGGAAAAUCGACUGCUGGGAAUUUCCUUCUUAAUCCUCUUGAGCCCAAGAAUGCAGAUAAGCUCAAAGUGAAGAUAGCUGACCUAGGAAAUGCCUGCUGGGUGCACAAGCACUUCACUGAAGACAUCCAGACGAGGCAGUACCGGUCCUUGGAGGUGUUGAUAGGAUCGGGCUAUAACACCCCUGCUGACAUCUGGAGCACAGCGUGCAUGGCCUUUGAGCUGGCGACGGGGGACUAUCUGUUCGAGCCUCAUUCUGGUGAAGAUUACUCGCGGGAUGAAGAUCACAUCGCAUUGAUCAUAGAACUUCUGGGGAAGAUACCUCGCAAGCUCAUUUUGGCAGGAAAAUAUUCCAAGGAGUUUUUCACCAAAAAAGGUGACCUGAAGCACAUCACCAAACUGAAGCCCUGGGGCCUUUUCGAAGUCUUGGUCGAAAAAUACGAGUGGUCCCAAGACGAGGCAGCUGCUUUCACAGACUUCUUAUUGCCUAUGUUGGAGCUGAUCCCGGAGAAACGAGCGACGGCAGCCGAGUGUCUCAGGCACCCCUGGCUUAACUCCUAG
This is a messenger RNA of Apaloderma vittatum (bar-tailed trogon), 1914 nucleotides long. It is a transcript of the gene SRPK1, whose product is annotated as SRSF protein kinase 1. Gene Ontology annotation, molecular function: ATP binding; protein kinase activity. The transcript is spliced from 15 exons. Gene Ontology annotation, biological process: protein phosphorylation; regulation of mRNA processing; spliceosomal complex assembly. NCBI's taxonomy places the organism in Eukaryota, Metazoa, Chordata, Aves, Trogoniformes, Trogonidae. The coding region runs from base 1 to 1914 and encodes 637 amino acids. The record is from RefSeq and is a predicted model, not a curated record.